Messenger RNA from Chiloscyllium plagiosum (whitespotted bambooshark), 3690 nucleotides. RefSeq names its product TIM double twin CX3C motif chaperone (gene timcc). Lineage: Eukaryota; Metazoa; Chordata; Chondrichthyes; Orectolobiformes; Hemiscylliidae. The record is from RefSeq and is a predicted model, not a curated record. Gene Ontology annotation, cellular component: cytoplasm.
UGGAACCUCAGUGCAGGAAAGCGCAGAGGGGUUAGAAAUUCCUGUAAAAUAGACUGCAGGAGGUGUGGGGUUUUGCCAUCGGUCUGUCUCUUGAUGGCAAUGUGCGACGCUGUUCUUCCAGCUCGUGACUACCAAGUGAAACUGGCACUGGGCCACACUGAUGGAAAAGCAGUCAAGCAAUUCACUGUCUCCAGCGCUGCUGCUGGUGCAACCGAACAGAGUUGAAAUACAAACUUGUGAUAUACAGCUCCCUCCCCCACUCCUCCUUCCGGUUAAGUGAUUAUCUGUGCUAGCAUGGGCGAGGGCAGAUUUCAACAGUGAAGGGGCUGUCAGAGACUUUGUUUGCACGGUGUCAACCAGCUCUUUUCCCAUAGGACGCAGCUAUCACUGACAAGACCAGGAUUGUUGCACUGUCCCUAACUUUCCCAUGUACUCAGGGGCUUGCUGGACAUCUUUGACAGUGAGCAGUUCAAGAGUCAGCAUUUUGUCCCCUGAAGUGAAUCUGAUUUGUAUGACAGUCGUGAUCGUUUUUGUCCCUGAGAUUGGCUUUCAUGUUUAGCGUUGACUUAGUGUUUUAUUAAUUUUGAGUUGAAAUCAGCCUGGGCCCCUCAGGGUGACCUGUCCACCGAUGUAUUCCCCUAUUUGGGAAUUGUUAAGCAGGAACAGUUGGGUGGUGAGUUGAAUGAAUGAACCGUAGCGUUCCCUUGAGGCUGCGUUGCGAUGCACGGGCAAUGAGCGUGUCUGACGGUGGUGUGUUUAAACUGCCUCUCUAGGGGAAAAUGUUUCGGUGCAGUGCAGACUGCUGCGAGAAUGCCAACGCCUCAAUGGAGGAGGUACAUCAGUGCAUCGAACGUUGCCACGCACCCCUGGCACAGGCACAGGCCACCGUCACCGGGGAGCUGGAGAGGUUCCAGAAUCGACUGCAGCGCUGCAUGAUGGACUGUAACGACCGAGCGAAGGACGCCUUCCACUCUGGAGUCAAAGAGCCUGACGUCAAGCUGAAGGUGGACUCCUGCGUCAGCAAGUGUGUGGAUGAUCACGCUGUCCUCAUCCCCAGCAUGACGCGGACGCUGAAGGAAUCAUUGACGUCCAUAGCCAAGUGAGGCAGCACCUCGGAUAACGAAGUCAGGUAAUUGUUCGUUCUUCUCGAAGGAAGAGGUGCCACAUUGAAGCAGGGAUAUCACGGCAAAUCAAACUCAAUAACACCCCGCCCUAACCUCCACACACCGCCACGCACCCACCCAACUCCACCACUUUCCAGCACAGGAGUCUGGUAACUAAUCUCUCAAUUGCAGACUUGAGAGCAAAGGAGCUUGCAGCAGUGUCCUCCCCACUCAGGGACAGAUCAGCAAGACCACAAGGGAGGUGGGUCAGGACUUUACCACAUUUAGCAAAGUACUCGAUGUUGCUCCAAGGCGGAACUCAGAGCAGCAAAGGCGCAUGUCGUCGGAUGGUAAUAAGAAACUGUAGCCUUUCUGCUCGCUCAGUCCUUGCCUUCUUUCUGCAGCCCAAGCUGGUGGAGAAACACAUAAGGGAUUUAAAGCCAGUUUGUGUGGCAUUGGGACAGCUUGACUUGACCCAUUGGGCAAACGGAAGGAGCUGACUGCAGAAACAUGCGACCCUUUGACCUCCGCUUUCGAUACGUAGCAUCACUCGGCUGCCUGGCUGCUCCUUCUAGUCACUGUUUCACACGGAUCGGGGGCUCAAUUUCACCUCAACCUUGGCAGAACGGUUCAGGGAAUCAGAAUGGAUUUCAACUCCAGCCAUCUCCACUCUUCAUGCUUUUCCUUCUCCAUUGAAGAAUAUCUUUGAAGAAGGAUGUUAGUUAAAGCAUGCGCGAGAUGAUUGCCUUCUGUCAGUGUCUGGCUCCUUGCUGUGUUGUCAAAUGAGCACCCGGUCUUUUAAGUGCAGGGCACCCAUAACCUUUCCCCUUCCAGAUCCUAUUCGAUCAUAAUUUGGAAAUGUAAAGAAAGCUGAUUUCUGUUUUUAUUAAAAAAAUUGAUUUCAGUCUCAUCUGGGUCAUGGAGUCGUAAAUCAGAGUCUCAUUUGGAAGCGUCAGGUUUCAAAAGGAAGUCAGCUCCAAGAUUCCUUGAGCUUAAUAAGGAAAAGGUUCCCCCAUGCUGUUUUCGAGAGCACACCUCCCAGUGUAACUUAGGUUUGAGGAGCUGGCUGAUUCUUCCAGCAGAAAUGUUUUGAGCUCCCCUUCGGGUGAAUCGUCAGACAUUUUCUGUAUUCCCUCACCCCACCCCGCCGCCGCACGGCUGGUUUUGCUGACUUUGAAUAAAGAAAUGUCGGCAAUUGAGUCUCAGCAUGAGACUCACUGGUACUCACUCUGAACUUUGUCUCUCUCGUGUGAUAUGUUGAUCCUCUGACUGUGGUGUGCACAGGAAGUGUGCUGGAGGUGAUAUGCUGACAGAGCUGAUGGCAGAGUCAGAUUCUGAAGUAUUUCUCAUGACCGCCGCUGCUCUGACAGUCAGUUUCCUGCAGGACUGUAUACCAAUGUGGAAGGGACAGGAAGUGUCAGUUUUUGAGUUACACCUUCCACCAACUUCUCUCCUCCGCGUUGCAGUCGUUUCUGGGAUGGGCCAUGGGCUGGAGGGUGGGAAUGCUAAAGACAACAAGCUGGUGCACAGGAUUUGCCCACAACAUGCUCGAGAACCUGUCAUGCUCUUCCCAGUAGAGUUGGAUGGUUCUUUGAAUCCCAUUGCUUUCAGCAAUACCUGCCUAAAUGGGAUGGGAGUCAGAGCACACAAUAUUUCACGUGGGGCAGAAUCCUCACAAGAUCACAAACCGGGAUCUUCAUCUGUCUGUGGGUUUUCCCACCCCGACAUCUGUGAUGUUUCAAACCCUUGAGUAAAGCCUGCCAUUCGUAAGCUUCCAAUUCGGAUUCUGACAACGAACCAUUGAAUUCAUGUGAGUGUGCUUUUAGCUCCAUGUAACGGGAGGGGAACAGUGCCCUGCCGUCAUAUCUUGAGAGACAACGGAGAAGUGUUGAUGAAAAGAGAGACAAUGUCACUGAAGUUUUUGUCCCCUGUGGUAUAAAUUAUGGUGAUCACUUGAAGUUUGGCAUUGAGUGCAAGAGGAAGAGCUUUGGGAAUAUGUUUCUUUUUGCAGCGCUACUAACAAGCCUGUAAUAAUGUCACGUUUGCCCGGUGAACCAUUAGACCUUGUGUUGUCCAGGCAUCAUUAGCCUUGAUUCCCUCAAGCUUCACGUCUCCAAUAGUUUUUGGACAGAUUUAAAGGAAGCAAUUGUAGUUAUGUUCUUGACUCUGCAAGGAUUCUGACACUGUUCAAGUUGUGUGUCAGGUAUAAGCUAAUUGUGGUUUUACUUGUGCUCUGGUCAAAAGACUGUGACAUGCAUGUCGAGUGAGGUGCUUUUUCUGAUCUACAGUGUUGCUGACCACAGCUGCUUCAUGUCAUGUCUGAACCACCUACCUUCAGAAAUGUGUAAUUUGCAGGUCGAUGAGAAUAUCGCCCCUCCCUGCAAACAAAAGCCAGGACUGAAAAAGUGCAUCUGUCUUUUGUGUAACACGAGAUGUAAGUGUGUGAUUCCAUUGAGUGCUGCCUGCCAUGAAGUCUUUUCACCUCUUGUUCAUCUCCAGUCUGGAGUUGGUUUAGCUGUGAAGGUUUCCUGUACGGAACUCUGUGUGUGCACGCGCGUGCAGUGUUCAAUUAAAGAUUUUAAUCAUG